This is a messenger RNA of Fonsecaea nubica, 414 nucleotides long. RefSeq lists its product as hypothetical. The record is from RefSeq and is a predicted model, not a curated record. The transcript has a single exon. Gene Ontology annotation, molecular function: carbon-sulfur lyase activity. Bases 1 to 414 code for a protein of 137 amino acids. Lineage: Eukaryota; Fungi; Ascomycota; Eurotiomycetes; Chaetothyriales; Herpotrichiellaceae.
AUGUGUCGCAAGUGGACUGGGGCGUUGGUCUCCCAUGACCUUCUUAUUCACCCGUCCCAGCUUGUCGGCGACAUCACCAAAUGCCCAACCUACAAAGAAUACCAGUCAAGCGAAACCGCUAUCCGGUCUUUUUGCUCUCAAUGUGGGAGCGGACUCACAUGGCGAAUCAUUGGUGUGGACGACAUGAUUGUCAUCAUGACGGGUACACUUGAUGAAGAAACGUUGAUUGGGAAGAAAGUUGAGGGCAGUGAGCAGAGUACCGAACUCGGCAUCAAGUUCGAUCGACAAGGUGGACUUUACAAGGAGCUCUGCACGCCGCUCAUGGGCAAUCUAUUCUGGAACAAUGUGAUUCCUGGUGUCACUGAUCAUGAUGUUGGAGGGACCAAAUUCUUACAAUCGUUUCCGCAGGAAUGA